AUGAACAACUCAACCACGGAGCUCGCAGAGCGAGCAGUAGCCAUUCGAGAACGACAAUUAGCUGCAAUAAUUAUAUUGACGAUAGCUUUGCCUGGCACCCUUUGUAACCUAUUGGUGGCACUGUUCUCCCGAACUCUCCCGACACUCAACAAUUCGUUUGGACGACUAACAGCCAGUCAAUCCACCGGUGAAACAAUCCUAUGUGCUUUGUUCGCGUUCUAUUACGUCCCCAUGGUCUACUUUGAUGUUGACGUUAUGAAAGAAAAUUCUAGUUAUGUUGGUACCAUUUUACUGAUCUGCUAUGAUAUUGUCAUCUUCUCUCACUUGAUCAUCUCCCUCAAUCGAAUGUCUGCCGUAUUUUUUUCAAUACAGUAUUCUCAACAUUUC
Messenger RNA from Ostertagia ostertagi, 387 nucleotides. Lineage: Eukaryota; Metazoa; Nematoda; Chromadorea; Rhabditida; Trichostrongylidae. The record is from the annotation of a GenBank genome assembly.